AUGGCCUUGAGCCGUCUCUACUGGCAUCCACUGCGCUGUAUUCCCGGGCCCCGGCUGGCAGGCCUGACCGGGUGGUGGGAGUUCUAUUUCGAUGUCAUCGAAAGCGGCACUUUGGUGCACAGAUUGCCUCGUCUCCAUCAGAAGUACAGUCGGUGGGUCUACCGCGCUGGGACGGAGUACCGCAAGGCGCCCGGCUUCUACAAAGCACUCGGGUAUCCCAACUCUCUGAUCUCAAUCUUGGACCCCAAAAAGCAUCGAGUCUUUCGAAAUACCAUUGCCCCCCUAUUUUCACCGGCGGCUAUUGACUUGUGCGCCCCUCGCAUCCAUCAGACGGUUCUGCGGGCUGCUGGUAGGCUCGCUGGCGGUCUUGAGACCGGUUCCCCGAUUGAGAUCCAGCGUCUCUUUCGGUGCCUUGCGAUGGACGUGAUCUACGCGACCUUGCUUGGACAGCAGGAUAGAUUUGUUGUCGAAUACGAGCGUCCGCAUGAGCUUAUCACGAGUAUCGAUCAGUUCACAGAUCGGAUGUGGCUGGUCAAACACUUUCCAAUAGUCAAUCGGAUCGCCCUCAAUCUCCCUGGUUAUGCACGAUUUCGUCAGCAAUGUGCGACUUGGGUCGAGGAAGUCAGGCAACGACGCCGCCAGGGCCAACUCACCACGCCGGGGGGGAUCACCACGAUUUUCGAUGCCAUGUUGCAGCCCAAUGAAGAGAAGCACUAUGAUUCCAGAACCUCGGAUGAGCUAAUUGACGAGGCCGCCCUGUUCAUCAUCGCUGGCAGUGACACCUCCGCCUAUACGCUCACCAGUGCUACCUACUAUCUCCUCACCAACCCUGGCACUCUGACCUGCCUGCGUGAGGAGCUCGACGCCCACCUCGCCUUUGAUCGUACCGCAUGUGACUGGGAAGAAGUCCGGAAAUUGCCCUAUCUGAUGGCGGUGAUCAAGGAGACUCUCCGGCUCAGUACGCCAAUCCCAGGCAUCACUCCUCGAGUUGUUCCAUCCGCCGGGGUUCAAGUCCAAGAUUAUUUCCUGCCGGGAGGAACCAUUGUCUCGAUCACCCACCGGUCGAUUCAUGACAAUGCUGAUAUUUUUUCCGAGCCAACCAAGUUCCAGCCUGAGCGCUGGCUGGGCGAGAAGGGUAAGGCACUCGAUCGGUGGAUGGUCGCGUUCAGCAAGGGUUCCCGGCAGUGUAUUGGCAGCCCGUUAGCCUACCAGGAAGCCGCCUUGACGCUGGCACAUAUUUUUGGCCGAUUUGAGCUACAGCUGCACGACACCGACGAAUCCAACAUGAACUGGGUGGAUCAUGCAGUCGCGGUCAACAGCAAACCGGUGCAAGUCCGGGUUCUGAAGGACCGCUGGGCUACCCCCGGAAGAAAGUGCCAACCAAUUGGGUCCACCUAAUGCUCUUCAGCCCUGUGCAGUGUGCCGAAAGUCGGGUGCAUUAGAUGACACGUUGGAUCCGGGAGAAGAUGGG
Aspergillus uvarum CBS 121591 is the source of this 1471-nucleotide messenger RNA. RefSeq names its product cytochrome P450. Bases 1 to 1398 code for a protein of 465 amino acids. The transcript is spliced from 8 exons. Lineage: Eukaryota; Fungi; Ascomycota; Eurotiomycetes; Eurotiales; Aspergillaceae. The record is from RefSeq and is a predicted model, not a curated record. Gene Ontology annotation, molecular function: iron ion binding; oxidoreductase activity, acting on paired donors, with incorporation or reduction of molecular oxygen; heme binding.